Molecule: messenger RNA, 7871 nt
Organism: Xyrauchen texanus (razorback sucker)
Lineage: Eukaryota; Metazoa; Chordata; Actinopteri; Cypriniformes; Catostomidae
Product: ras-responsive element-binding protein 1-like
Exons: 13
Coding region: 324-5351 (1675 amino acids)
Biological process (GO): regulation of transcription by RNA polymerase II
Cellular component (GO): nucleus
Molecular function (GO): RNA polymerase II cis-regulatory region sequence-specific DNA binding; DNA-binding transcription activator activity, RNA polymerase II-specific
Source: RefSeq, a predicted model, not a curated record
GAAAUAAGCGUUUUCCUCUCCUCACUAAAGCAUCUCGGCGUGGGGGGAUUAGGGAGAGUGGAGACACCCAAAAGCAAAGUUGACGAACUUUGCGCAUCUUUUUACAAACGCCAUUUUGAUUCCUCUCCGGAGCAACUUUGGCAGCUUCUUUCUCUCUCUCUCCUCAGCUCAUCAUCACCAACCAUCAUCAUGUCUCGGCGAAAGCAACCCAACCCCAACAAAGUCAAACUGUGAGCAGUUGUUUCUGACACGCGAGGUGCACCGCGGCCCCUCUUCAACCCCUGAGCACCAACAGCAUAAUACAACCUCGUCUCAGGACGGUUAUGGAAAAUUCAACGGAAGAAACAAAAACAGAAUUGGCAAAUUGCGCUCCCAAUGGGGAGGAGGAAGUGGAGCAAAGUGAGGACAUACAGAGCCCCGCCCCCACAGAUAGAAAAACAAUGCUCACAGAGUUUCGGGCCACUGUAGAAGAAGAAAGGAAUGAAUGGGAGAAUGAACAGAAUGGAGAAGUCGGAGAGAUGGAGGUAGGCGAUGGAGUCGACUUAUCUUCAAUUAACUCCAUGAUGAACACUGUGAUGAAAGUAUCCCAUCUUAAUGGUGGAGUAGACUCCGCCCACGCCACGCACACUAAACUGCCCGUCAAAAGCCCCAGUACCAACCGCAGUGGAAGAAAGAAUCAGGAUGCCAAAGAUGACAGCAGGUGUCUUGUCUGUCCGCUAUGUGAUAAGGGCUUUCAGACCCAACACCAGCUCACCAUGCACAUCCGCCAGCACAAUACCAAUAGCGGGACAUCGGACCACUCUUGCAGUAUCUGUGGGAAGUCUCUGAGCUCGGCUAGCUCUCUGGACCGUCACAUGCUAGUGCACAGUGGAGAGAGACCCUACAAAUGCUCUGUGUGUGGUCAGACUUUCACCACCAAUGGCAACAUGCACAGACACGUGAAGAUCCACGAAAAGGACUCCACGCCCAGCAGUCCAAUCCUGUCUCCAUCCAAGCGAAGAUGCUCCUCCGUCACCAAACGCAAACUAAGCCAGGACGAGGACAGUGAGCGGACCGAUGAGCCAUCUAGCAAAAAGGGCCUGGAAGAUAGUGGGGCAGAUGAGAAAGGUUUGAACAGAGAGCAGGAGGAAGCGCUGACCUGCCCUAUCUGCUUCAAGACCCUCACCUCCAAAAAUGACCUUGACGUCCACAUGGAGAUGCAUCCUGACACUACACCGAGAUGUGAUUUGUGCUGCAUCUCAUUCCGGACACACCGUGGUUUGCUUCGCCACAAUGCAGCUACCCACAAGCAGCUGCCCACAGACCUCAAUGGGCAACCCUUUAUCCAGAACAACCCCUCCAUCCCUCUUGGUUUUAAUGAUCUGGUUUUUAUUGACUUUUCAUGCCACAAGUUCCCUCAAAUUGCACAGAGUUGGUGUGAAACGAACCUUCGCCGAUGCACUGGCAAAUUCCAUCGUUUUGUAUGUGACACCUGUGACAAAGCGUUCCCUCUUAGCUCAGCUCUGGACCUGCACAAAGCUUCUCAUGAGACUUCAACUUCACCCUUAGUUAUCAAAGAUGAGGUUCCCACUCCUGAGAAAAGCAGCUUCAUGGAUUCCCUGGGCUUGCAGCAUAUCACUCAGGUCAAGCCAUCCCCCUCUGAAGAUGAUGCUCGACAGGCCGAACUAGACAGCAUCCGGGUUAUCCACGUGGAUGCUAUCCAGUCCACCGUACCUCAGGAGGCUGGCCUUGUUGGAGGGGUUAACCUGUCUCUUGUGGAUCCAGCAACUCUUCAAGGUCUGUCCCAUAAGCAGGCUCUCAAACUACUGUCCCUUCAGCCCUUCCAGACUGGUUUUCUGGUGCAGCCAGAUGGUGGUAUGGUGGUGAAGCCUGUUUGUGGUGAAUCCAGUAUGGAGCUUUCAGAUAUACAACAAAUACUCAAAGUAGCUUCAGCUGCACCAAACCAAAUCACUCUUCCAGCCUUAUCGAAGGCACCUUGCAGUGCUGUGCAGUCAGGCAACAAACAGAUGCCUCCACUCAAGCCAAAGCCUUUGGUGGCUCCCAGAACCAGUAUGGUAGCAUCAACCCCUCCACCCCUACUGAACAUCCAGCAAGCUUCACUGGGCUGCAUCAGCCCCAGCCUCCCACCUCCAGCCAGCCAUCCUCUCAAGACUGCCAGGGAGCUCUCCUCAUCUUCUGCACCCUCUUCCACAGAGAGGAUACAAAUGGAAGCUGAGUGCAUGGGAGAUGCCCAUACCCCGAUGGACAGAGAUGAAAAGCAUAUCAAGCAGGAAAUUGGCAAGUUGGAAGAGAACACUGGAAAGAAGGGAACCUCUCAAAAAGGCUCGUACCCUUGCCGAUUUUGUGACCAGGUCUUUGCGUUCUCUGGUGUGCUGCAGGCACAUAUGCGUUAUCAUAUGGGCAUCCUACCCCACCAAUGUAACAUCUGUGACUAUGUUGCACCAGACAAGGCAACGCUGAUUCGUCAUUUCAGAACACAUAGCGGUGAGCGGCCCUAUAUCUGCCAACUUUGUCAUUACCCAUUCACUGUCAAGGCUAACUGUGAGCGUCACCUUCGCAAGAAGCACAUGAAAAACAACCGCAAGGAAAUUGAGAAAAAUAUUAAGUAUGUUACCUCAUCCACAGCAGACAUUCUGGAGCAGGCUGGGACUAAAGAAAAUAUCUGUUGCUUUUGUGGGAAGGACCUAAAGACCUUCCGGGCUCUACAGAUUCACUUGCGCACCCACAAUGGCUGCCAACGAAAGCCAUUUGAGUGCAAGUGCUGUGGAGCAGCCUUCUUCGCUAAGCGUAAUUGUAUACAUCAUCUUCUAAAACAACAUCCAGAGGUCCAAGAACAGGAUAUUAAACAGCACAUCACCCUAGUAGCUGCAUCAACCCAAAAUAGCCCAAUUGCAUCUCCUCUCAAUGGGAUUUCUCCUAGCACUUUGGUGCAGUCUAUCAAAGUGGAGGACCUCAGCUUCUAUGGUGCAGAUAUGAAUCAACCCCUGGACUUCUCUAACAAAAGUCGUGGAGGUAGCAGUGCUGGAAGUGUGAGCGGAUCCCCUGGAAUCAAAAUUGAACCUGCCUCUUAUGGCUCAUCAAUGGAACCCAUUGAUCUCUCUAUUCCUAAGAAUCCCACAAAGAAGCUUAAACAAGAUGCUACAUUGCCAAAAGAGAUUAAGAAAGAACAGUCAUCCAUUAGCAUACUUGCACAGGCUCUUCAGGUUGAUAGACCCGUUGAUGAAAAGUCCCAACAGAUUGGCCGAUGCCAGCUCCCUGUGGUCUUGACCUCCCUUACAGGUAGCACUAAUACUUCAGGAAGAGCCUUGCGUCUAAAGCCCCUGCUUCCUAAACCCUGCUCUACUGCUGUGAAGGAGCUUCCGCCAUUAGCAUCCAUAGCUCAGAUCAUCUCCUCUGUUUCUGGAGCCCCUGACCUUCUUAAACGGGAGAAAACUAAUAGCCUUCAGCCUGAUUCUGAUACAGUUGGCAGGCAAGAAUCACCAGAUUCCAUGACAGAUGAGCUCCACUUGGACAGCUCCAAGAAGAGGUCCAGGAAAAGGCCUAACAGCAGCACACCGAAAGGGAAACCUGUGAUGAAUGCAACAGAGCCAAAUAUCGAUUUGGAAUCCAGUGGGGAGUUUGCGAGUGUUGAGAGGAUGUUGUCAACCACUGAUGCCAACAAGUUCAGUGCUUAUCUUCAGACCAACUCAAUUGAGCAAGCAAGAAAAGGGGGACAGCAGCAAAGUGCUAGUGACAAGAAAGAGAUGAAAGAUGAGAAACGCGCUAAACCCCAACAGUCCAAAGGGAAGAAGAAUGCAUACUCAAAUUCUGUACAAAAGAUGACCUGUCCCUUCUGUCCUAGAGUCUUUCCUUGGGCCAGCUCGCUCCAGCGCCACAUGUUAACACACACAGGUCAGAAGCCAUAUCCUUGUCCCCAGUGUGAUGCCUACUUCUCGACCAAGUCCAACUGUGAGCGGCAUCUUUUACGCAAACAUGGUGUUUCCAACCGAGUGCUUAGGCGCAAUGGUGUCAUGCCUAAGCUUAAGGAAGGUGAUGAGGGCUCACCAGAGAGUGCAGAGAGCACAUCUGAGACUGAGCUUCCCAUGGGUGAAGCAAUGGAUCUCACAAGGAUCGACCCAGAGAAGCCUGUUGCAUCUGAUGCUGAGAAACCCUCACCAGCUAAGCCGACAGAAGCAGCUGUAAUGGAGCCUCUUCCUCACAAAGAGGAGGUUGACUCAGCAGCGCUUAAGUCUUUGAAGCACAGUGACCCAGAAAAACAGGAUGACGAUUCCCUUAGCAAUACGUCCCUUGAUUUCAACUCUUCAUUUAAGCCAGUGGACUUCAAGUCUGCUGAGAAUGAACAACCACAUUCUUCACCUGUAGCAGAUGGAGAUGUGUCUGACAAAGCAAACCCUCAGGAAGAGUCCAAGUUCACCUGUAAAAGUUGCAACAAGAGCUUCCGCUAUGCUGCCACCUUGACCAGACAUGAGAAAGUUCACCUGCUGGACGUAGCAUUGGACUCAACUAAUAUACCUCCUAAAACAGAUGAUCCAGUAGUACCAGUAGUACCUUGUGAAACUAAGAAAGAGGUUGAAGAAGAGGAGGAGAAAUGCUUAAGGAAGGGCACAGCACAGAACGAGGGAAUGGGCAGUGUGGUGGAUAGUGAUUCUGAAGAGGAUAAAGAGGAGCGGAGUGAUGAAGAGGGAGCUGCAACAGAACCAAAGAGUGUUGAGGGAGAGGCAGAGGAACUUGGCAGCAAGCCGGACAAGAGGAAAAAGGUGUGCAAUAUAUGUAACAAACGUUUCUGGAGCCUUCAAGACCUCACCAGACACACACGUUCUCACACAGGUGAGAGGCCUUACAAGUGUCAGACAUGUGAGCGCACCUUCACCCUGAAGCACAGUCUUGUCCGGCACCAGCGAAUACACCAGAAACCACGUGAAGCUGAUGGCGAAGGGUUGUGUGGGGUCACCGGUGGAGCAGACGAAGAUGGCUUCAGCGGUCGCUCUGCCAGUGAAGGCGAGUGCACACCCACCAGCACCAAUCCACCUUCUGAGAAUGAAAGUGAACUAACAGAGACUGUGAAAGUGGAACCAACCCCCCGGAAGAAAGAGGAGGAUUAUGCACCAGCUGACAAGGUGAAGGAGAUGGUGGAGUUUACACCAACCUCCCUGAAUGAGGAGACCGAAACUGCACCAGCUAUAGAGACUCCCAAAAAUCCUCCAGCAGAAGAACAAGCCUCGAAUUCACCCACAUCAUCUGAUGUAGAGCCAUCAGAUGGAUUCCUCGAAGGUUCACUGGUGAUCCACACCAAGCCCACUACUGAGCACAUUUUGCCCAUCUCCGAGCCACCACUUCUUGGUGUGGAGUGAAGAGGGACUCAUCCUCUCCUUUGUGGUGAAACAUUGUGCUGCAACAAAAAGCAGUGCCAUAUAACAAAAGGACAUUGCAAUGAAAAGAGAAUCAAUGACUGAUUCCAAGUGCCUUUCUACUUUUUUGCUAUAUCUUUAUCAGCAUUUAUAUUGAUCUAUAGUUGAUUUUUAUAGUGUUUUACAAUGAUUAUUAUGAUUUGUUUUUUUCAUCUUGAGAGAACUACUUUAAGCAAUAUAUGAUCAAAUUACUAUAACAUAUUGUAUAGUUCAGCGACAGCAAAAACUGUCCUUUAAGUAGCAGGUUUAUACCAUUAUCCAGCAAAGGCUGAGAUUAACAAGAGGACAUUUCUACUGAGAGGCUUGAACCCAAGUGCACAACUGGAAAGACGAUUUGUUCAUCAAAGGGCUUCUCUGUGACUUUUCGUCCUCCUUUCUUUGUCUGUACUUUCCCCUUUUUAGUUAUUCCUUCAACGACAAAGACUUCCAGAGUUAUUGUUUUAUCGCGAUAAUGAGCUCUGCUGUUAUGAGUGCAAUGUCAUAUAGUUUUUUGGGGACAGCCAAGCAAAGUUCAGAUUGUCAAACUCUGGAAGGUGUUCAAAAGCCUUCACACAAAAUAUAUGGGCAAUGUUUGCCCAAAAAGGUGAUUUUGUCCAAUAUCCAUAGUUGGCGUUAGCAUUUGGGACAAAGGAUGGACGUUUUUAACAAGGAAACGGCAAUGUUUUUAAUUAAAGGGCUCAUGGAUUGCUUUCAUUCAAGCCCAGUUUCAACUAUGUAAAAACAAGAAUAAAAAUCAAACACAAGUAAAUAGCCCACAAUUAUGAAUAGAAUGUUCUUGAGAAAAAAACUGAAACGUGUUCCUGUGUCCAGGGUUACCGUCUUCCAAAAUCUAACUUUUUAAGCCUUACUCCUAUCUUCUGAGCUUCAGGCAGGUGUCUCAAUUUCGGCCAGGCUUAUGAGCUAGAAUUCAUGAUGUACUUGAACCCUGUCGCCCUGCUGCCUACUGCUGGGAAGUGUCUCCCUGCAGAGCUCCUCAACUAGGAGGACACCAUGUCAAUCCUACAUUCUUUUGUAGCCUUUGAAGUCUCUUUGGCCUCUCAGUUUUAUGAACUUGUGUUGUAAAGAAACCUCAGACACAAACAAAGCAAACCUCAAUAGGCAUGGAGACUGUUUGAAAUCACAUGGACUGGUAAGCAUCUUCAAAUACAAGACUUUUGAUUUCCUGGAGCAGCUGUCUACCAAAUGGAUGACUGUCGAUCAGCACGCCACUGGUGUAUGACGUCAUUGAAAUGGAAUAUUGAAGCAAUAGUGGUUUCCUUUACUGGGGACAGUGAGAGAGCACUUCCCUUAUUGGAUGUGUUUGUAUCGUCUCAAGAUCAGGAUGUGUGUGUCCCCUAGUGGUGUUAAUCCAGCAUCUCAUGCUCAGGCAUGAGACUUGUAGUAUUGGAUGAACUUGAAUGCAAUUGCAAUCACUUUCUCAAUCUGUGUAUUCUGUGACUUCUGCUUGUCUUGAUGACUUUUCCUGGGUUCAUGUGAGUGUGUUUUGUGUUGGUUGUGUGCAGAAGUGGUUGGUUUCUUGGUAAAAAUGCUUAUGGACUGUUUUUAAUGUAUUUAUUAUGACCCAGUGUUGGUGAAGAAGUAAAUGUGGAGAAGCCAUGUAUUAACACAAAUAUGCUGCAUAAAAAAUGAUUGAAAUUCAUUACUUAGCAUCCCAGCUUUGAUCUGGGUCUUCGAUAAGAAAAAUCACUUUUGAUCCAAAAGCUUUACGUAGAACUUUGUGUGAAUUUGAUAGAAUGUGUUGUCUGUUUCAGUUGUCUUUAUAUUAUUAUUUUGAUUGAUUAAUGACUGUUUGACAGAGAGAUACAAGUUGUUUUCAUUUAUAUGUUUUUUGUGUAUACAACUGUGAAAUUCACUGUGUUAUUCUACUAUGGGUGAAUCUGUAGGGUAGUAUUGCAUGAUAACCUUUUUAUGUUGUUCAUUCAGUUAUUGAUUAUUUUAUUGUUUUGCCCCACUGGUGCCCCACUCUGUCUCUCUCUCAGGGUUCUAACAAAAAGGCUUUUUCAAAAUUAUAAUUUUCCUAAGUUGAAAAAAAUAAUUCUCUCCAUCUUUGAUUUUGAAUUAGUGAACCAUAAAUCAAUACUUUUUAGCACUUGACUGUGAAUUCAAAUGAACAGGGUGGAGUUAUCAAAUCCACAUUCCUCUCAUGGUUUUUCUACAAGAUUCGUUCUCCGUUUUCCCUUCGUUUUUUAUCCUCCCUGUCUCUAAGAAAUAAUGGAGACCUGUCACUGUUUGACAUGAUGACUGAUGUACAAGGGAGAUUUGUUUCGCUGCUACAUCCCCAAAAAUAAUUCUACUGGACAUAAAUGGAACCAGAAUCACCAGAACAUUUUUUGGUACACUACUAUUGUUCUUUGAGUGCUUCAGAAUCAGAAAUGUAAGCUGUUCUGCAUCAAAAAUAUUCAAGCAAUAAAGAUAUAAUAAAGAGAAGUAAUUGUGAGAUAAUUUGAUAGAUUUGUUUGUCAU